Messenger RNA from Tupaia belangeri chinensis (Chinese tree shrew), 1780 nucleotides. It is a transcript of the gene CCM2, whose product is annotated as CCM2 scaffold protein. The transcript has 11 exons. Lineage: Eukaryota; Metazoa; Chordata; Mammalia; Scandentia; Tupaiidae. Gene Ontology annotation, biological process: heart development; vasculogenesis. The coding region runs from base 32 to 1498 and encodes 488 amino acids. The record is from RefSeq and is a predicted model, not a curated record.
GUCUUUCGACAAGCUCAGAAGCGAAUAGAGAAUGCACGGCAGUUCUGGGACCAGGGGGAGGAAGCAGAGCUCCUCCAAAGAAAUUCCUCCUCAAACACAGUUUCAAAUGCGAUGUUCCAUGGAGAAUGAGCCUGGAAUUGUGUCGCCAUUUAAACGAGUAUUCCUAAAAGGUGAAAAGAGUAGAGAUAAGAAAGCCCAUGAGAAGGUGACAGAGAGGCGCCCUCUGCACACUGUGGUGUUGUCAUUGCCUGAGCGCGUCGAGCCAGACAGACUGCUGAGCGACUAUAUUGAGAAGGAGGUGAAGUUCUGGAGUCCAGGAGGUCCAAGGUCAGAGGAACAGCCUCUGUAUUUAGGUCAGCUCACGUCCAUACCAGGGUACCUGAAUCCUUCCAGUCGGACUGAAAUCCUGCGUUUCAUAGACAGUGCCAAGAGAGCCCACCAGCUUCCGGGGCACCUGACACAGGAGCAUGACGCCGUGCUCAGUCUGUCUGCCUACAAUGUAAAGCUAGCCUGGCGGGACGGGGAGGACCUCAUCCUCAGAGUGCCCAUCCACGACAUCGCUGCUGUCUCUUAUGUUCGGGAUGAUGCUGCACACCUGGUGGUCCUGAAGACAGCCCAGGAUCCAGGCAUCUCCCCAAGCCAAAGUCUGUGUGCAGAAGGUUCCCGAGGACUCAGCGCAGGCUCCCUGUCGGAGAGCGCGGUGGGGCCAGUGGAGGCCUGCUGCCUGGUCAUCCUGGCUGCAGACAGCAAGGUGGCUGCAGAAGAGCUGUGCUCCCUGCUGGGCCAGGUGUUCCAGAUGGUCUACACCGAGUCCACCAUUGACUUUCUGGACAGAGCUAUAUUUGAUGGGGCCUCCACACCCACCCACCACCUAUCCCUGCACAGCGAUGACUCUUCCACCAAAGUGGACAUCAAGGAGACCUACGAGGCAGAAGCUAGCACUUUCUCCUUCCCGGACCUUGCAGAUGCCAGUGGUGUGUCGCCCUUCUGCACACAGCCAUCACCUCACAGCAAGACUGCCAGCGAAAGUGAGCUGAGCACCAGUGCUGCAGAGCUACUGCAGGACUACAUGCAGACGCUGCGCACCAAGCUGUCGUCGCAGGAGAUCCAGCACUUCGCAGCACUGCUGCAUGACUACCGCAAUGGCGCCUCCAUCCACGAGUUCUGCAUCAACCUGCGGCAGCUCUACGGGGAUAGCCGCAAGUUCCUGCUGCUUGGUCUGAGGCCCUUCAUACCCGAGAAGGACAGCCAACCCUUUGAGAACUUCCUGGAGACCAUCGGCGUGAAGGAUGGCCGUGGCAUCAUCACCGACAGCUUUGGCAGGCACCGGCGGGCCCUGAGUACCACCUCCACCUCUACCACCAAUGGAAACAGGGCGGCAGGCAGCCCAGAUGACCGGUCGGUGCCCUCUGAGGGGGACGAGUGGGACCGCAUGAUCUCGGACAUCAGCAGCGACAUCGAGGCACUGGGCUGCAGCAUGGACCAGGACUCAGCGUGACGCAUGGCAGAGACCACCCAUGCCCUGGCAGGAGGUGCCUAGACCUGGGGCGGUGUCAGCCCUUCCAAUGAUUGGGACCAGGCCAGGCUCCAGCACAAAUGGCUCCAGGUUGCCCAGGUCCUCAACUGUGAAGGAGCACAGAGCUGCAUGGGACACACGUCCCUGUGCGGGCAGACAGAUCUGGCCAGCAGGGAGCGCAGGCAGGCGACACUUGCACAUGAUGUUCCUGUUGUAGCUCUCAGAGACCUUAAAGCGAAGUUUACUGCAAUGUGAAUAAUUUAA